CCCCGCCAAUCAAAAGGCAUCCCCGCGUGGACUUGCCGGUGAUGAUAACUACAGACCUUGCCGGCUCAACCCUCUGAUCCUCCAACUCCCUUCCAAAAGUCAAGCCCCCAAAAAAUCAAAAAACCUAAUUUCCAUGCCACCACCAUCGAAUUGAAAAUACCCAUACGGAGAGAUGGCGAUUAUUUAUGCGGUUGUGGCGCGGGGGACGGUGGUGCUGUCAGAGUUCAGCGCUGUGACCGGAAACACAGGGGCGGUGGCGAGAAGGAUCCUGGAGAAGCUUCCAUCGGAAGCUGAUUCAAGACUUUGCUUCUCUCAAGAUCGUUACAUAUUCCACAUACUUAGAUCCGAUGGCCUCACUUUUCUCUGUAUGGCCAACGACACCUUCGGCAGGAGAAUUCCAUUUUCCUACUUGGAGGACAUUCGGAUGAGGUUCAUGAAAAAUUAUGGACGAGUUGCCCACUACGCGCCUGCUUAUGCAGUGAAUGAUGAGUUUUCUAGGGUUUUGCAUCAGCAAAUGGAGUUUUUCUCCAGCAACCCUAGUGCUGAUACUCUCAGUCGUGUAAGAGGUGAAGUUGGCGAGAUCCGUACUGUCAUGGUAGAAAACAUUGAAAAAAUACUCGAAAGAGGUGACCGAAUUGAGCUUCUCGUUGACAAGACUGCUACAAUGCAAGAUGGUGCAUUUCACUUCAAGAAACAGUCCAAGCGCCUGCGAAGAGCUCUUUGGAUGAAAAAUGCCAAGCUCUUGGCCCUGCUGACAUGCUUGAUUGUCUUGUUGCUGUACAUAAUAAUUGCUGCUUGUUGUGGCGGCAUCACUCUUCCUUCAUGCAGAUCUUGAGAUGCAGUUUCGCUGGUGCUGAAUUUACCCUUCGAGGUAUAUGGUUCUGCAACAUCCAUACAUGUAUAUUUCAUUCAAGGGGAGCUCCAAUGGACUAUGAAAUUUUGAUAUGUAUGCGGAAUGUAAAUCACCUUAGGUGCUGAAAUAACACUGUAGAUUCCCAUGCUGUUAUUGCAUGUGGUGUAUGUUGUAUUUAUUACAGAAAAGCCCGAUGUCAUGCUUGUUGUUGUUACUAAUCAUUUGUGUACAUUGUAAAUUCCUUUAUUCUUGCUAUUGUGUUAUUUAGAGCUGAGUUUCAUAUUCA
Messenger RNA from Populus euphratica (Euphrates poplar), 1139 nucleotides. RefSeq names its product vesicle-associated membrane protein 714. Gene Ontology annotation, cellular component: membrane. The transcript is spliced from 4 exons. Gene Ontology annotation, biological process: vesicle-mediated transport. The record is from RefSeq and is a predicted model, not a curated record. The coding region runs from base 173 to 835 and encodes 220 amino acids. NCBI's taxonomy places the organism in Eukaryota, Viridiplantae, Streptophyta, Magnoliopsida, Malpighiales, Salicaceae.